CGAAAAAUAUCAAUAAAUCUAGGGGGAAAAAAGCAAAAUCGGAGGUCACAACCCACAGCGCUAUGCCUAAAUAACAGCAACUGACGGUAUCUAAAUAAAACGGUAGUCGGUCAAGCUACUGAUUUAUGAAUUUAUGAGAAACAUAAAAGAGGAUUAAAGUAGGAAGCUCGGAUCUAAGCUUGCAUUAGGAAUACAAAGUCGCCAUUUCUUCCAUCUUAGGAUCCAGAUAAAGGGUACAAUGAUACACUAAAUACACCGCGGAAGCAGCGUUUCCUUCUGUUGAAUGAGCACUACUUGAAAUCUCUGCUGAUGUAAGCACUGCCAAAACAUCUCCCUAUCAGCAGACCUGUUGUCGCCCAUUUUUUCUUCCUAUAGCAACAAAACGACGAGCCUCCUCUCGACUUCUGUGCGCAUGUUCUGUGACAGACUAUGUGCCGUGUUUUUGGCUAGAACAGGGUCACGAACUCUGACCCCUCCCGAACCGAAGCAACCUAAAGAUAAACAUUUUAUUCUUCUGACUACCAUUACUACAUACAACAAAAAGGUAUAGAGGAUAGUCUACAUCUUGUGACUGCCUUCAAGAAUAUUUUACAAAAAAAUCAGAAUUAUUUCAAGAGCAGAUGAAUAAACAUUGUUUUAACUAUGGAAGAAAUGACACAUCAGAUUAUCGAACAACAGAUGGGAGAGUUACGGGCUGUCACUCAAACAGCUGUCAUAGAUGGCACCUCACAGAGGAUUCAGUUUCUCCCAGCUGAUUCAGCACUUGCUGUGGCACAGAGGAUACAGAUUGUGACAGAUCAGCAGACAGGCCAGAAAUAUCAGAUUGUGACAGCAGUCAACCAGGCCUCUGCAGGCAAGCAGUAUAUUGUAACUAACGCUGAUGGCACUUCUUCAGGAAAACUGAUCUUAACCAGGCAAGACCAACCUCAAGGAAAGGUGAUUCUAGCUACACCUGAUGCUGCAGGGGUCAACCAGCUGAUUUUUGCCACACCUGAUGUGUCUGCACAACAAAUCCAGAUUGUAGCAGAUCCUUCAGAAGACCAAACUUCAGGAAAAACACCAGCAGAAACAUGUGUCGUAUGUGGGGAUAGAGCAUCAGGACGCCAUUAUGGUGCGGUGACUUGUGAAGGCUGUAAAGGAUUCUUCAAAAGAAGCAUUCGGAAGAACUUGGUAUAUACUUGCAGAGGAUCAAAAGACUGUAUUAUCAAUAAGCAUCACAGAAACCGUUGCCAGUACUGCAGACUUCAGAAAUGUCUUACUUUAGGAAUGAGACAAGAUUCGGUUCAGUGUGAGAGGAAGCCCAUAGAAGUUUCUAGGGAAAAAUCAUCAAACUGUGCAGCUUCUACAGAAAAGAUAUACAUCAGAAAGGAUCUUCGCAGCCCAUUAGCAGCCACUCCCACAUUUGUAACAGAGAAAGAGGUAGCAAGAUCACCAGGCUUGCUGGAUCCAGCCAUGUUGUUGAAUAUUCAACAGUCUUUGUCAAGGGACUCUACCAUGGUAAUGACCAUUGAUAAGGCAGAGGCAUGUCAAGGUGAUCUAAGCACUUUAGCAAAUGUGGUGACAUCACUUGCCAAUCUCAGCAAAUCAAAGGAUAUCGUUCAAGAAGUAUCCCAAGACUUGGCACAAAGCAACACUGAACUCUCAGUAAUAGAAACAUUAAACAAUGGCGAUACGUCCUUGUUGGAACUCAAAGAUGACCAGUCCAGCAGUGAUAUUUCAAGAGCAUUUGAUACACUUGCAAAAGCAGUCCAUCCAUCUGAAACUACUGUUUGUCCUUCCAGUCCUGCAGAGAGCAGAAACAGUAGCUCUCAGUUAGACUCUGGGGAGAUGACUCUCAAUUUUGUCGAACUAGAAGGGCCUCUUCUCAGUGAUGCACAUAUAGCUUUCAGGCUAACGAUGCCAUCUCCUGUACCUGAAUACCUGAAUGUUCACUAUAUCUGUGAGUCUGCCUCACGGUUGCUGUUUCUGUCUAUGCAUUGGGCACGGUCAAUUCCUGCUUUCCAGACACUUACGCAGAACAGUGGCAUAACUCUGGUUAAAGCCUGUUGGAAUGAACUUUUCACACUUGGCCUCGCUCAGUGUUCCAAUGUGAUGAAUGUUGGCACCAUUUUAACUGCAAUUGUUGAUCAUCUGCACUCCAGUUUAGAGCAAGAGAAGCUAACAGCAGAUAAAGUUAAGCUGGUGAUGGAUCACAUCUUCAAACUACAGGAAUUCUGCAAUAGCAUGAAUCGUCUCUCACUUGAUGGUUGUGAAUAUGCAUAUUUAAAGGCAAUUGUUCUCUUCAGCCCUGAUCAUCUGGGCUUAGAGAAUGUUGUACAGAUUGAGAGAUAUCAAGAGAGGGCAUACAUGGAAUUUCAAGAUUAUGUGACAAAAACCUAUCCAGAGGAUACCUAUAGAGUGUCAAGGCUUCUGGUGAGACUGCCUGCGUUAAGGCUUCUGAAUGCCUGCAUUACAGAAGAAUUGUUCUUCACUGGGUUGAUAGGGAAUGUGCAGAUUGACAGCAUCAUUCCAUAUAUUCUGAAAAUGGAAACAACAGACUACACUACACAAGUCAUUAACUGAAAGGAACAAGUAGAUUUCAGAAAACAUCUAAAUGAAAUCUAACAAAAAAUGUGUGUUUGAAGGAGAAUCAAGAACAUUAAGAACUUGAGAACGAGAAAAAGACGAUUAACCUUCAAAAGUAAUUAUUGCUGUAAAUUUCUGAAAAGUAUACUGGCACAAUGGUUCUCUAUUUUUUUCUGAAUAAUGCUGUAGAGAGUAAUUUCUAAGGAGGCAGCAGGACCUGAUGCAGUUUAUAUGAAUGUGUUGUGACACGGAUUGCUACUCUUAUAUACUUAAAUAAUUUUCAUCCAGUACUUUAUUUCAAACCAGAUGAUCGGUCACAGCCUAAUUUGAGUAGCUAAGUGUAGUAUUGACCAUGUUUUGCCAAGUCUGUAAAAGGUUUAUUACAAAUUAACACCCCCGCCCCCUCCCCACACACACACUUCAACUCACAAAAGUGUGCUUUUUAUGAUUUAAUUCUUUCAGCAGCUUACAAAAAUUGAUGCAGUAAGUAAAAUGCUUGAGUUGAUUUCUAGUUGUACUGGAAAUGGGCCACAUCAUAUAAUAUGUAUACCUACUGAAUUAUUAAUUACAUGUUCUUCCAGUGAGUCCUUUAAAUUUGCGUUUUUCACUGAUGGUUGUGAUUUUUUUUUAUAUUUAUUUUCUUUCUCUUGGCUGACCUUAUCCCAUUUGGCAGCAAUUUAGUGUUUGUAAAAGAAACCAUUUAUAACCACAGUCAUUUACUCAUUCAGGACAGGAACAAGUGAGCAAUUGGAGUAAUGAUAAAAUACAAUUAUUUGUAAAUAUGUAAAAUUGGUAUUUUAUUAAGAAAGUAAUUUGCAGCAGAUAAAUUGAUUACAGACAAACUGUUUCAUUGCAGGCACCAAGUAUCAAAUGUCAUGUUUGGUUUGCAGAUGGAUUGUUUUGGGUUUCAUGAAUGCACAUAGUGAAAACACAGUGUUUUCAUUUAUUCAGAACAUUACUGUGAACUCAUACUGUACAAAAACUUCUAUUUUUUUUCAUGUGGUGUGUGCCCCUUUACUGCUCCUGCCAUUGGUUCAUUUUAAUUAACGCCAAGGUCACUGUAGGUCAAGGAGAGGGAUGUAGUGACUUUGGUAUGUCAGUAACUUGCACAUCCAGUACAACAAGCUGUAAUGUAAAUGGUUAUUCUUGAAAUUGUACAAAUCCAAUACAGACCUUACACAUUAUCAUCUUCAUCUUGGCCCCUUACCACCUUGUGAAUGAUUUAUUUAUUGACAUUAACCCAGGCGUUUGACAGCAGUUCUUUUUUAACAUUCCAUUUCAUGUCUGCCUCUACCAGUAGCUUUGCAGUACAGUCAGCUAUUGAGAUAGCAGGGUAUUGGUCUCGCUUUUGUGUAAAUGCUACUGUAAAUGUCUUUGAACCAGAGUAGAAGUGUAAAUUCUAUUUUGAUUGUAUUUUUAAAGAUAUUGUAAAUUUUUUAUUAUAGAAAAAUCCUGAACUUUGUGUUUAAUUCCUUGUAGAUAUGUGAGCAGUAACUUUCUGUGUAUUAAAUGUAUGUUGAUCAUGCAUUGCAUAAA
Molecule: messenger RNA, 4101 nt
Organism: Protopterus annectens (West African lungfish)
Lineage: Eukaryota; Metazoa; Chordata; Ceratodontiformes; Protopteridae
Gene: NR2C1
Product: nuclear receptor subfamily 2 group C member 1
Exons: 16
Coding region: 643-2562 (639 amino acids)
Biological process (GO): anatomical structure development; negative regulation of transcription by RNA polymerase II; cell differentiation
Molecular function (GO): nuclear receptor activity; RNA polymerase II cis-regulatory region sequence-specific DNA binding; zinc ion binding
Source: RefSeq, a predicted model, not a curated record